Molecule: messenger RNA, 429 nt
Organism: Venustampulla echinocandica
Lineage: Eukaryota; Fungi; Ascomycota; Leotiomycetes; Helotiales; Pleuroascaceae
Exons: 2
Coding region: 1-429 (142 amino acids)
Biological process (GO): protein folding in endoplasmic reticulum
Cellular component (GO): EMC complex
Source: RefSeq, a predicted model, not a curated record
AUGACUUGGAUAUCGAAGUCAAUUACGGGCCUGGGCUUUUUGUUUUUAGCACACGCCUGCUAUUCGGCUCACGAGCAUUCUGCUCUCCAAUCUGCGAGCGCUGCGACUUUAUCCUCCCUCGCAUCUCAUAGCCCAUCCGCUGUUGCGACACUCCCAAUCGACAUCUCAAUCGAAACCGUUGUGGCAAUCCUUGCGAUCUGUCUCGGCCUCGUCCUUGGGACCCCCGAAUUACGACCAAUACAAUGGCGCGUCUGGGCCGGCAAGAUCGAGCGCGAGGGCGAAAAGGGUUUCAUGAAUGGUGACGGCGAAGUGGACAAGGAUUAUGUGGGCAAUCCAUUUCGGGUGUUGGAGAGUAGGCCGGGCUUCGUAGAUAUCCGGAAGCAGAGGAAGGAAUUUGCAGAGUGGGUGCGAGAGGGUGGCGGACCUUGA